This is a messenger RNA of Capsicum annuum, 3076 nucleotides long. RefSeq names its product LEAF RUST 10 DISEASE-RESISTANCE LOCUS RECEPTOR-LIKE PROTEIN KINASE-like 1.5. The transcript has a single exon. The record is from RefSeq and is a predicted model, not a curated record. Lineage: Eukaryota; Viridiplantae; Streptophyta; Magnoliopsida; Solanales; Solanaceae. Gene Ontology annotation, biological process: protein phosphorylation. Gene Ontology annotation, molecular function: protein kinase activity; ATP binding. The coding region runs from base 720 to 2621 and encodes 633 amino acids.
UCACUUUUUUUUGUCUUUUUGUCCAUUGUGUUCACGUGACUUCUCUCUUUUCUUUCUACCUCGAGACUCCCCAUACUCCCUAGUCCCAACUCCCACUUCUCUACUUCAAACAAAAGUCCAACAUCCUAGGCAGUGUAAUAAAGAAUCUGAACCCCAAAUCUAAAUCAGAUAUUCAAGACUUCUCUUUUUACUCAGCCCAAACAUUCAAUCUUUCUUAGCCCAAACAUUCAAUCUUUCUUACUUUAUUUUUCUUCUUUUGAAUGACUUGACUUCCUUCUUGUUUGUAUUUGCUUGAGGAUCUUUGGAAAAUGAUUUCUUUACCUCUAUUUUUAUAAUGUUUGUAGGCUCUAUCUUUUUCAGAGUUCACUCGUCGAUUUCAGUAGCUAUGUUGUUGUCGAAUGACCUCAGUACCUAGUAGGAGUUUAUAAUAAUAAUAAUAAUGCCAUUUUUACCAUUUUUUCUAUCUUUUCUCUCCUUGGUUCUUAAAGAAUCUGAAUCCCAAAUCUAGAACAUAAAUUCAAGAUUUCUCCUUUUUCUCCCUAAAGAUUCUAUCUUUUAGCUCUCCGAGGUAGUGGUAAGGUCUGCUGCGUACACUCUAACCUCUUCAGAAUUCACAGGGAUUUCACCGUUUUGUUGUUGUUGUUGUUGUAAAGAUUCAAUCUUUCUUUGUUAUUUUACUUUUGAAUGACUUCAGUAUCUAGUUAGAAUUCAUUAUAAUCAUGCCACUCUUACCAUUUUUUGCUACCUUACUGUUGUUGGUUUUCAUUCUUGUUAACUCAGCAGCAGCAACUCAUAGGUGUUUAAAACAUGAAAUCUCAUGUCCACCUUUUACUUCUUUGCCCCCUUUUCCUUUUUCUUCAACUCCUGGUUGUGGUCAUCCUUCUUUUCAAAUCCAAUGUUCACCUUCACAUGCUGUAAUUUCAAUCAGUAACCUGUCUUUCUCUUUGCUUCAUUAUGAGCCUGCUACUUCAACUGUUGUUGUUUCACCAAAAUCUACUGACUUCAAGAAUUGUUCUUUGUCUAAUAGAUCCAUUUCAAUGUCUGGUUCACUAUUUAAGGUCUCUGAUUCAUCUUGUUCUAGGCUUGCUGCUCUUAGGCCUUGUCCACCCCCAAAUCUCCCAAAUUGUAGUCACUGUCCAUGGCAAUGUAAACUUAUCAAGAACCCAAUUCAGUUACUACAUGAAUGUGGAUUGAGGCACCAUUUUGACUCUGAUGAAAGAUGCCAAAGUGACAUUCUUGGUUUUCUUGAUGGUUUCUUGAAAAUGGGGAUUGAGGUUGAGUGGGAUGAAGAACAAGAUUUGUACUUUUCAAGUUGUAGGACUUGUAGAGCAAGUAGUGGUGUUUGUGGAUUCAAUUCUUCACACCCCAAGAAACCAUUUUUAUGUUUUCCAUCAUCACAAGUUAGGUACUCACCUCCUUUGAUUAGACAACAAAGUGCUAAUCAUGUAGUUAUGUUGUCAAUGGUGUUUCUAUUUGUGUGUUUUCUGGUUGUUUUCUCUGUUGGAUCUUUAAUCUUUCGUUCAAGAGGUAAAGGGGCAGGUUCAGAAGAAGAUCCUACAAUCAUUUACCUUCGUAGGCAUCGUUCAGCUAGUUUACUUCCACCAGUUUUUACCUAUGAAGAACUUGAAAACUCCACAAAUCACUUCGACCACAAGAGGAAACUUGGGGAUGGAGGAUUUGGUUCUGUGUAUUUAGGGAAUCUUGAUGAUGGUAGGCUUGUUGCUGUUAAGCAUUUGCAUAAGCAUUCACCUACUGGGACUAAAGCUUUUUCAACAAAGUCAUUUUGCAAUGAAAUCUUGAUUUUGUCAUCAAUCAACCAUCCAAAUCUAGUCAAACUUCAUGGAUAUUGUAGUGAUCCAAGAGGGCUUCUUUUGGUUUAUGACUAUGUUCCAAAUGGUACUCUUGCUGACCAUCUUCAUGGUAACAAGAAUUUGUACAAAAAGGGGUCUUUAACUUGGAGUUUAAGAGUUGAUAUAGCACUACAAAUAGCAAUGGCAAUUGAGUACUUGCAUUUCUCUGUCGUUCCACCAAUAGUUCAUAGAGAUAUUACCUCAACCAAUAUCUUUGUAGAAAAAGAUAUGAGGGUAAGAGUUGGUGACUUUGGGCUAUCAAGGCUCUUAGUUUGCACAGAUACAUCAGUGGCAUCUGAUGAUUCUACUGGUGAAGUUUGGACGGGUCCACAAGGGACUCCUGGUUAUUUAGAUCCUGAUUAUCACAAGUCCUUUAGAUUGAAUGAAAAGAGUGAUAUAUAUAGCUUUGGUGUUGUGUUGUUGGAACUAAUAACAGGGAUGAAAGCUGUGGAUCAAAAGAGGGAGAAGAGGGAAAUGGCAUUGGCUGAUAUGGUAGUUUCAAGAAUUCAAAUGGGGUUGUUGGAGCAAGUUGUGGACCCUUUUUUGGUGGUGGAUGGAGAAGCAAUGGAAGGCGUUGGUGCUGUCGCAGAGCUUGCAUUCCGAUGUGUAGCUGCUGAUAAGGAUGAUCGGCCUGAUUCAAGGGAUGUCGUGGUAGAAUUGAGACGGAUAAGGGGCAGGACAAGGGGAGUUGGAAGUGGUGGUGGUGGAAUCUUGAGGACAUCAAACUCUAGUAACAUGGUGGUUCCUGAUGGGAUUGGUCUAAUUGACUAAUUAGUCAACUAUCCGAUGGACAGAUUUAAUCGAUAUCUAUAUUGUUUAGAUAUCGUUAGUGUUUUGGUAGAACGAUCUCACUCUGUACGAUAAUUGUGUUGAUGGGAGGUAGCCGAUAUAGCCUGUUUGUGAUGUACCAAUCUCAUUGAAUAAUCAGCUGCAAACAAGUUACUUGAGAAAAAAGUGUAAUUGACGAGAUUUAAGUGCAAAUGUGAAUUGCACAUGUGAUGGUGUGUGUUGUGGGGGUUGGGGGUGGACUUUUGACCGAAAAGGUGUCAGUUGAAGUAUUUGUUUGAUUGUGGUAAAAACGGAAUGUUAAUAUAUAUCCACUUCUUUUACUGAUUGUGCAUUUAAUUUUGUUUCAUCACUCGGUGAUGAUAAUUGAUGAUGUAAUUUACUCAGGUGUCCAAGAUUAAACAAGAACUUGUAAUCUUAACUGCUGUUUUGGGCACUAA